This is a messenger RNA of Xyrauchen texanus (razorback sucker), 2359 nucleotides long. Its product is annotated as ATP-sensitive inward rectifier potassium channel 11-like. Lineage: Eukaryota; Metazoa; Chordata; Actinopteri; Cypriniformes; Catostomidae. Gene Ontology annotation, biological process: potassium ion import across plasma membrane; regulation of monoatomic ion transmembrane transport. The coding region runs from base 180 to 1496 and encodes 438 amino acids. The record is from RefSeq and is a predicted model, not a curated record. Gene Ontology annotation, molecular function: inward rectifier potassium channel activity. The transcript has 6 exons. Gene Ontology annotation, cellular component: plasma membrane.
UCCAGUCACAGGACGCUGUCCGGUUACGUAAGGUUUACAGCUGCCAAGCUACCAUCUGCCUGCAUUUGUUUUAAACGUUCAUAUUUUGUUUAUAUAAUUUUUAAUAAUUUCGAUAUGAAAUAAAGCGUGCAUGCUUCUAUUGUGCUGUGUGGAACACUGAACAGCCAUUUAUUAUCAAAAUGUUGGCCCGUAAAGGCCUUAUGCCUGAUGGGUUCCUGUUGACUCGACUCGCUGAGGAUGCUGCACAACCCAGUCGCAUCCGGCCAAAGUCACAGAGGGCACGUUUCAUCACCAAGAGUGGCUCGUGUAAUGUUGCCCACAAGAAUAUACGAGAACAGGGGCGAUUUCUCCAGGACGUUUUCACCACCAUGGUGGACCUGAAAUGGCAGCAUUCUCUCCUUAUCUUCACUUCGGCAUUCCUCUGCUCCUGGAUGCUCUUCGCUAUGGUGUGGUGGCUCCUGGCAUUCGCUCAUGGUGACCUUGAGACUCGAGAUCCCAAUGAGCCCGGACCUGUGCCCUGUGUCACUUCCAUUCACUCUUUUACAUCUGCUUUCCUGUUUUCCAUUGAAGUGCAGGUGACUAUUGGUUUUGGAGGACGAAUGGUGACAGAAGAAUGUCCACUGGCCAUCAUAGUUCUCAUCAUCCAGAACAUUCUAGGCCUGAUCAUCAACGCCAUCAUGCUAGGCUGUGUGUUCAUGAAGACUGCUCAAGCCAAUCGGCGAGCAGAGACCCUCAUUUUCUCCCGUAAUGCUGUUAUCGCCCCACGCAAUGGCAGACCCACGUUCAUGUUCCGUGUCGGGGACCUGAGAAAAAGCAUGAUCAUCUCAGCCACGAUACAGCUACAGGUAAUACGUCGGACGGUAACAGCAGAAGGCGAGGUGAUUCCUGUCUGUCAGCUAGAUGUCCAAGUGGAAAACCCUCUCAGAAGCAACGGCAUAUUCCUCGUCUCUCCACUAAUAGUCAGUCACACCAUUGACAGAGGAAGCCCUCUGUACGAGGUCUCAGCACAGUCACUGGCUACUGAAGACCUUGAGAUCAUUGUCAUUUUGGAAGGUGUUGUGGAGACCACUGGAAUCACAAUGCAGGCGCGCACAUCCUACACGCCUGAGGAGAUCUUUUGGGGACGUCGCUUCGUCUCCAUUAUGAAUGAGGAAGAUGGGCGCUACUCAGUCGAUUACUCCAAAUUUGGGAAUACUGUCCCCGUUCGAAUGCCAGCUCUAAGCGCUAAGGAGCUGGACCAGACUAGGGGCGUGCAGGACAGUGGACCUCACGAGGGCAAACCCCAGGGCUGGGGGCUGGUGAGGGCAGGGCGAGGUGGGUAUAGAAGGGGUGGGGGCAGGGCCUGUGAUGACAUGACAGCCAAGCCGUGGUAUGUGCUGGCUGAUAAAGAUGAGGACAAAGAAGGAAAGGAGAAGAAAGGUCAUAAGAAAACAGUGAAACUUGAAGAGAUAGGCAGAGAGAUUGAAGAGGAGACAAUGGAGGAUAUGAGUGAUUAAAGAGAAAGAACAUGAGUGAUAUUUGAUACAUGGUCAUAGAAAUGGUGACUAGUUCAUGUAAUAUUCAAACAAAUUACAAAUCUUAAAGUUUUAAAUUAUCUUUAUAAUAUACAUUUUAUUAUAUGACAACUGUCAAAACAUGGGCAAAUGCUGUAUUGUUUAUUAUGACAUUGGAAUUUGUUUUCUCAUUUCUUGUCAAUUUUGUACUGUUUUCCUUACAACUAAUAAUGAAUUUCAGGGUUGUUUGAACAAGAGUGUCCCCGCUCUUUUUAUCCAGGGUAUCUUGGCAGUACUAGUGAAGCCAUAGCUGUCCCUGUUGAAGCAAAUAUGAGGCAGCUGUAUUCGUUUGUAUGUUCAUUUUUGAUAGCACAUAAACCUUUUUAAAAUGUCUGUAUUUAUUUAGCCUUUUAUGUUUUCAUCUUGUUUUAUGACGUGACUGAUUAUGUGAUUAUUUUGGUUUUCAGUGUGGCUGUUGUAUUGACAUUGUGUGUGUUAACAUUGUAUUGUGGACUUGUGCAUUUGUGUGUUGUAAACUAGACAACCUCUACCCUUUGCACACAUUCCAUAGCUGUGUUUUUGUCCUCAGUUGUGGUUUACUGCUGUAAAACUACUGCCUAACCUAACCCCAACCUAACCCUAACCCUAACCUCAAUGACAAUUAGAUAAUGUUAUAUGUUUAUUUAACUGUUACCAUAUCAGUGGGUUAAUUUAUUUUGUGUAUAUCAUGUAUUUAAUAAAGUGUAUGCUAUUUUAUAUCUGAGUGAAGGAACUCCCAGAGUUUUUUUUACUGUUUGGAAAACAAUGUGUUAUAUCACAGGAUUAGCGGUCGACAGCUGGGUAAACUCUACUGUUUGAGAUUAGAG